Molecule: messenger RNA, 2433 nt
Organism: Aspergillus candidus
Lineage: Eukaryota; Fungi; Ascomycota; Eurotiomycetes; Eurotiales; Aspergillaceae
Exons: 4
Coding region: 1-2433 (810 amino acids)
Biological process (GO): spliceosomal snRNP assembly
Cellular component (GO): SMN complex; nucleus
Molecular function (GO): phosphatidylinositol binding
Source: RefSeq, a predicted model, not a curated record
AUGCCCGACAAACGAAAGCCUUCCGGCUCUUUCUCACGGCCGCCUAUGCAGAGUAAACGGUCACGUUCAUCCUACGCCGACGACGACGAUGACGAAGAAGGAAUCCACUCCGGCAGGCCGGCGCACGAACGCCCACGCAACGAUCCUUUCUACGGGCAAAAGAGUGCCUUUCCGGGCCUCGACACGGGGGGAGAUGAUGAGUUGUUUUACGGCCCGGCUGAGGAUGGCUUGGAAUAUCUUCGCAUGGUCCGGUCGGAAGCAAACUCGUUACCGUUCCUAUUUACUGCGCCCCGGAGAGAGGAAACGGAGACGCAACGCGAUGCCACAUCUGCCGCGGAGUUACAACGACCCGACAAAGACGAACAAGAAGUAGAGAUUAUCCAAAAAAUAACCCAAAAAGACGAAAUACUUGUCACCACGACAGCGACACCCGCUACCCUAGCAGCGUCACCGGACAAAACCACAUUCUCCGACGCGCAAGCGAGUUAUUACAACCUCCUACAUCACCGAUUCCUCCUCCUCCGCUCCAUUUUGAAAUGUACACCACCGUCAUCCGCUAUCACAACCCUCGACGACUCGCAUCCGAUUACCCUACCCCGACACUCAAAGAAUGCAUGUCGCGAGUGGCGCCGUCUGUUACUGGCCGUGGACCCGCAAACAGCGCAGCUGGCAUGUAUGGACAUGAACAGUGUACUCGGUGUGUUGGGAAUUAUGGGACGCUUGAUGUCAGAGAACGUGCGGAGCGGCGACGCGGCGCGCAUACGGCGUAUCGGUGCCUGGGCGUGGGGUCUCCUAGCCAAGUGUCGCGAGGUAGGACAAUUGGGAACCGACGAGGUCGCGGAGAUCCGAGACUUAGGGAAGCGCUCUACUAAGAUAUUGAGCAAGAUGAGGGAGGAGGAGGCGGAGGUAGAAGCAGCAGGAGAUGUGUCAGCGGAUGAAUCCGACGAGGAGCCAGCGGAUGACGGGGCCGCUCCUGUGGAAGAAGAGACAGAUGGAAAUACGAAAACCGCCGGCCUUGAUCAGGAUAUGCCAGAUGCAGAAGAGGAUCCCUCAGGCGAAGGUCUCGAAGUUGCCAAGGCACGCCUACAGGCAAGACUAAACGGACUUGCGCAGGAUUCGCCGAGCGAUCCGACCAGCUCUCGCAACGAGUCACCGGCAGGAGAUGACUGCGAUCCAAUGGAAGCUGCCACACAGACGCGCGCCAUGCUGGACAUGAUUAUCACCGUUGUGGGAGAAUUCUACGGGCAGCGGGACUUGCUGGGGGCUCGGGAGAUUCUCGAGAUCUCCAUUCCAACAACCAGCAUCUCACCGACAACCCCAGCCUACACAAUCUACAACAUCACCCUCCGUCUCCCCCUCCGCUCCUUCACCCUCUCCAAGCGCUACUCCGACUUCGUCUCUUUCCACAAAACCCUCCUCACCCAAACAAACAGCGCUCCUCCCGCCUCGCUCCCCUCCAAAAAUUGGUUCUCCAGCACCGUCUCCAACGCCUCCCUCCGCGAAGACCGCCGCCUAGCCCUAGAGACCUACCUCCGCGCCAUCAACGACACCGAAGACCCCAAAUGGCGUAACUCGCCCGCCUGGCGCGGUUUUCUCAAUCUCCCCAGCGCCGCCGCAGCAGCAACAACCACUACCUCCUCCUCCACCAACGGCCGCGGCGCGCCGAACACCUCCGCCCGCCUGCACGCCGCCAUCACAGACCCCGGCGCCGCAGGAGCCCCCAUCUCGGACCCAACGCUGUGGCUAGACUGCUACCGGGACAUGAAGUCGCACCUACACGACGCUAGACUGCACCUCACGCGCCGCGAUCAGGAGACGACGCCGCAGAAGCAGCACGAGAGUUCCGCUCGCGCGAAGAGCAGCCUCGUGCGAGCCGGCACGCUGAUCGGGGCUCUAGAAGCGGGGCUCAAGAACAUUGGGUCUGGAAGCGGGGACGGUCCAAACCGCAGUAGUGGACCCUCGCUGGGCGACGGGGAGAUGCGUCGGCGGAAGGACCUGCUGAUCAACGCGCGGAAGGAGAAGGACGGGCUCGAGGAUCUGCUGAACGCCAUGGCGGCUAAGAGCAGGGUUGAUAGCGCGGUCGCGUCCAUCCAGGAUAAAGAGGCCCUUGUUGGGGCCGCGGGAGGGGGAGGAGGAGGAGGGGGAGCGGGCCGGAAACCAGCCCGAUCGGGCCGCGUGCUGGGCAGGGAGACGGAGAGGACGCGCGAGCUGGAUAAUCAGGGCUUGGUGCAGCUGCAGAAGCAGACGAUGGAGAGCCAGGACCAGAGUGUCGACGAAUUGAUGAAGAUCGUGACGCGUCAGAAGGAGCUGGGUAUUGCCAUUAAUAAUGAGCUCGAGCUGCAGAAUGAGCUGUUGAAGUUGGCGGAUGAGGAUGCUGAACGGCUGGGCCAAAAGGUCGAUGUAGGCAAGAAGAGGAUUGGGCGCAUUUCGUGA